Molecule: messenger RNA, 1698 nt
Organism: Saccharomyces kudriavzevii IFO 1802
Lineage: Eukaryota; Fungi; Ascomycota; Saccharomycetes; Saccharomycetales; Saccharomycetaceae
Gene: SNF12
Product: Snf12p
Exons: 1
Coding region: 1-1698 (565 amino acids)
Biological process (GO): regulation of transcription by RNA polymerase II
Cellular component (GO): SWI/SNF complex; nucleus
Source: RefSeq, a predicted model, not a curated record
AUGUCCAAGGUGUUUAAACCCAGUAGCGGGAAGGGUUCCAGAAAAAGUUCGAAGGGAGCCACGCCUGAUACCAAAGCUUUUAUCCAUGCGAAGAAAAAGGACUCCGUAAGCCAGGAUAAACCAAAUAAUGGUAGUCAAAGUACGCCAGCAGUGCCGCAUUCCCAUCCCUCAGAUAUGGUUAUUCCUCACCAUUUGACCAAAUUGAUUCCUGAGUUGUAUUCCUUUCAGCAAUUGAUGGAUUCCGAGAAAAGAUUAGAUCAGUUUAUUCAUCUACGAAAUUUACAUAUGAAGCAAAUAGUGGCACAAUGGAACAACUCCAAGGCAUCACAAGAGGUUUUUUAUCCUCAUUUGGAUACUCCAAAUGUAAAAUAUCUGCGAAUCUUCAUUUCAAAUGUUAGCGAAAACCAACCGUGGCAAUUGGGCCCGAAUAAUGAGCCUAACCUCAUGACGUUAGAGAAUGCUUCCUGGACAAUGAGAAUUGAAGGCAGAUUAUUGGACGGUGUUCAGGCUAAUGAUCCGGCCAGAGAAAAGUUCAGCUCGUUCAUAGAAUCUAUAGUGGUUGACUUCAAAAAUAACGAAGAUGAUAAUGUUCCAUCUACUAAUGUUGGUGCUGCUCCUACUGGAGAAAAUAACACUGAAAUACCUAGUGACAAGAAAUUGAACCUAAGUUUACCUUUGCAGUUAUCUCUGCCGAAUGGUGACAGCUCCGCUACGAGCAACACCGUCAGUGAUGGCAUAAUGGAAAAGGAGACUGUUGAAAAAGACAUCAGCUCCACAGCCCCAAAAUUAGAGGUAGUAAAAUGGCAGUAUGACCCAAAUAAUCCUGUGGAUUUUGAUGGGCUUGAUAUCAAAAGGCCAGGGUCAGAGAAUGUAGAAUGUACUAUUAGCAUACUACGGAAGUCAUCCCCGGAGGAGCCGUUUAUGAGCUAUUCUCGCGAACUAGCCAGUAUAAUAGGGUUGAAGAGGGGAACAUCGCAUGAUGCGAUAUUCUCCAUAUAUAAAUAUAUUCAUUUGAAUGAGUUGCUCAUCGACGAUGAGUCUGCUUUUGAAAAUCUGAUGACUAAUAGAAACCAUCACAACAGCAAUACUAAUACUAAUAAGAUACUCGAUGCAGCCCACAACCAAACAUCUACUGUAAAACUAGACUCUCAACUCUUAACACUAUUACCUAGCAGUAUGAGGGAGGCUUCACCAGGAACAAUGAAAUUAAUAGAUUUGCUAGCUCUCGUUGAUACACAUUCGCUUCCAUUAGAAGCAAUCAAAAUUGAUUAUACGGUACGCGUGGAUAAAGCCUCCACUUACGGCGAGUUGGUCCUUGACAUUGAAGUCCCCGAUGUCAAUGCUCUAAAAUUCAAUCGUAAACAGAGAGAAAGCCAAAUCGGGGCAGCUGAAUUGAAUGAAAACCUCAAAGACCUGGAACAAGUCAAAUCCAAAAUAGCGUCGCAUGACAAAGAAAUAAGAUUUCUCCUGAACAAUUUACAUGAAAGCAACAAACGAUAUCGUUUCUUUAAAAAAAUAAGUGAGGAUCCGGUUAAGACGUUGAAUGAUUGCAUUGCAUCUACUUCGAAUGCUUUAAAGGUCUUAUCUGGUGAUGAAGGUUAUAAUGAAGAUAUGGUAAGAAGAGCAAACUUUUACAUGGAAAAUGAAGCCAUGUUGCGUGAAAACAUAGAAGUGAUACUAUCAAACGGACGAAUGUAG